AUGUCUCUACCAAAGGUCCAUCGUGUCGGAAUUAUCAUGAACGGCGUCACCGGCCGCAUGGGAACAAACCAGCACCUCAUUCGUUCCAUCUGUGCUAUCCGCGCAGAAGGUGGCAUAGCAACUGCGGACGGUGAUGUGAUAAUGCCAGAUCCCAUUCUUGUUGGUCGAAACCUAGCGAAGCUUCAAGACCUAGCUAAGACACACGGGAUCGACUCAUCUCGAGUGACGGUUGAUCUUGACGCUGCACUAGCCGACCCACAGAAUACGGUAUACUUCGAUGCUCAGGUAACAUCACUCCGAGUCGACGCAGUCAAGAAGGCAAUUGCAGCGGGCAAGCACAUUUACUGCGAGAAGCCGACGGCUGUAACAACGGAGGAAGCGCUGGAGUUAUCUCAAAUUGCAGAGAAGGCAGGAGUGAAGAACGGAGUAGUCCAGGAUAAACUCUGGCUGCCUGGUCUUGUGAAGCUGAAGAGCCUUGUGGAUAGUGGGUUCUUCGGCGAAAUCCUGUCAGUGCGUGGUGAAUUCGGGUACUGGGUUUUCGACGGGGAGCACGUCGUUUCACAGCGUCCGAGCUGGAAUUACCGGAAGGAGGAUGGUGGUGGUAUUAUUUCUGAUAUGUUUUGUCACUGGCACUAUGUUAUCAACUCUUUGUUUGGAGAGAUCAAGUCCGUGUCUUGCUUGGGUGCGACACAUAUCAAAAAGCGAUGGGAUGAGAAGGAUGAGCCUUAUCAGUGUACUGCAGAUGAUAGCGCCUAUGCUACCUUUGAGCUGAAGAACGGGGUUAUUGUGCAGUUCAACUCAUCCUGGGCGGUGCGGGUUCGUCGAGAGGAUCUACUCACGAUUCAAGUGGAUGGAACGAAGGGGAGUGCUGUCGCUGGGCUGCGGGAUUGUGUUGUACAGCAUGAAAGUGUCACUCCGCGACCAAAAUGGAAUCCCGAUGUUGCUGGUAUCAUCGACUACAAGGACGGAUGGACCAAAGUUCCCGAUCGUGAGGUUUUGGAGAAUGCCUUCAAGACUCAGUGGCGAAUGUUCCUUCGUCACGUAGUCAAGGGUGGUCUAUGGAAGUAUGAUCUGCUGGAAGGGGCCAAGGGUCUUCAGUUGGCUGAAAAGGCCAUGGAGAGCUGGGAGAACCGUCGUUGGAUUGAUCUUCCCCAGCUUGUCUGA
Molecule: messenger RNA, 1164 nt
Organism: Penicillium malachiteum
Lineage: Eukaryota; Fungi; Ascomycota; Eurotiomycetes; Eurotiales; Aspergillaceae
Product: Gfo/Idh/MocA family protein
Exons: 1
Coding region: 1-1164 (387 amino acids)
Molecular function (GO): nucleotide binding
Source: RefSeq, a predicted model, not a curated record